AUGCCACUCUCCAAGGAUAGCCAGACAAAAGCCACGGCAGCUCUCAAGCCUUGCAAUGGCAAGGGCCCUGUGAUCGACAAUAUCCCUAUCUCUGGGUCAACCGAGCAGAAUGACAACGAAGCUCCAGUACCGCCUGCCAUCAUCGCAGCCGAAGCUAUCGACAACCCCAAGAUGCUACUCCAAACCCCGAACGAACACCAAUCCGAGACCAUCACCAAGCAUAUAACAGAGACAGCAUCAUUAGCUGAACAUCUUACACGGCUCGAUCUAAAAGAUGAAGACGAUGUCCGCGACAUCCUCAACGGUAUUAUUCAGGCCCUCGCCAUCAACGAAGAAUCGGAGUGUGAGAAGCCCGACCUGCUGCCGAACUCAGGUAUCAUCAGCAGAGAGGCGCGGCGAGCCAGCCAGGAGGGGUCUCAAGACGGAGGCCAGCGCCUCUGGUGCGCCAUCCAGCGCCGGCGUAGCACCGAGCAGACGCCCCUAGCAGCAACCGAGGCUGCAUUGUUUGGGGCGUUGUCAGAGGCGGAUUCCGGAGUCGUCUGCCGUGCCGACAAGAAAAAGCACACGAAGUCCUCAGCAUCAGAAACAGUGGCCGCUAGCAGUGGAACGGGAACCCCACCAGCAGAUGCGGGCCCUAAGCAACAGGAAGACCAGCCCGAGGAACACACCGCCGUCCCGUCCUCGCCGACAGACAAUGUCGGGACAGCGGCGGCCGGCUUCGAAGAGUUCUUCAAAAUUCAACGGUCGGAUCUCGGCGGGCUGGGAGCCUUCGCGGCGCGGAAUCUCGUGAGGGGCCAGACAAUCCUGGUGGAGCGCCCGCUGUUGCGUACGACCCAUUUCCGGCUGCUGCCGGAUUACCACAACCUUUCGGACGCGGCGAAGAAGGCGUAUCUAAGCCUCCACGACGGCGAAAACGGAGACCAGUUCAGCAAAGUCGAGCGCAUCAAGGUGCUCAAUUCCGUGAGGUCAUCUCCUUCACGAUUUGUCAAGACGUGGUCCCGGCGGGGUGCUGAGCUGUUUAUCAGCUACGGGGGGUCGCCAGCUGAGCUGUACUCGACGUACGGCUUCCGGUGCGCGUGUGGCGGGUGCACGCCGCUGACCGACGAGGACAUCAGGAGACUGAAGAACCGCGUGUUUGGUACUUGGGACUGCGAUGAAAAACACCCAUCUGUGGACACACGCGGCAUAUUUAAGGCCCAGGCCUGGUUGAUGCGCAAGAGUGGCACAAGGUCGAUGACCGCUGUAUUACAUACCCAUGAUGACGUGUGUGUCGAACUGUGA
Chaetomium globosum CBS 148.51 is the source of this 1281-nucleotide messenger RNA. RefSeq lists its product as uncharacterized. Bases 1 to 1281 code for a protein of 426 amino acids. The transcript has 6 exons. NCBI's taxonomy places the organism in Eukaryota, Fungi, Ascomycota, Sordariomycetes, Sordariales, Chaetomiaceae. The record is from RefSeq and is a predicted model, not a curated record.